GGGCGCUGCGGUAAGGGCCGUCCCCUAAUCGCCAGGACUGCGCACUCCCGACCCAGUUCCACUCACGUUGGCCUCACUUCGCUGCUCCCUUAGCAGUCAGCUCAGAUCCGUGGAGACGCCCACACACUCCCCGCCCCUGCGAUCCCAGCCCAGGGGUGUUUGGGGUGGGGAGGAGGCCGCCUCUCCCAGACUUUCCCAAUCAGACUUCACUCCCACGGCCCGAUGUCCAGCGGCCCGGGGCGCGCGAGGGUUAACCCCGCGGGGUGGGGACUCUGGAGCAGUCGGCAGAGGCAGAGGGAGGGAGGGGGCAGGAGGCGACCAGAGGCGCGAGGAGCCGGCGGGGGUCGAGCCUUGGAGAAGGCCGCUGGAGCCCCGCGUGUCGCCGGCCACCGGGCAGUCACUGGGGCACACGCUGCGCGCAGCGAGGGGCCACCGCAGACCCUCUGCCCCAAACUUCAAGUCCGGAGCAGGGGUGAGACGCUGGGCAUCAAGACGGGUGGCAACCUGUCAGGACGCUGUCCCCCUCCCCGGAGACCGCCGCCUCCACCCCACCUCUGCUGAGUCUCCGCCCCUACUCUGGCCACUACAUUGCCUUUGGCCCGGGAUGAAGCCCGGAGGCGGUGGCCCCCCGGCGGCCCCGGAGUCCGAGCCGGCCGGCGUGCCCCUGGUUCUGCCGCGGCCCUGGGGCUGUCCCGCUGACGUGCGGCUCUGCGGCCACCUGCGGAAGCAGAAGUCCCAGCGCCGCCGCUUCUUCGUGCUCCGCGCCGACCCGCCGCGCCUCGAGUGCUACGAGAACGAGCAGAAGUUCCGCGCCGGCCGAGCGCCGCCCAAGCUCAGCGUGAGCCUGGCGGGUGCGUGCACCAUCAGCAAGCGCGUGGACGCGCGCCAGCGCCACCUGAUCGUCCUGUACACGCGCGACCGCAGCCUGGGCGUGGCGGCGGCCUGCGAGGCGGAGCAGCAGGCGUGGUACAGCGCCCUGCUCGAGGCGCGCGCGGCCGCCGGUCCCAGCUUCCACGAGGACCCCGGUGCCUGGAUUCUCGCUCCAUUGCAGGACGUCUGGCCCGUGACACUGCGGCCCAAGGGACUGGGGCGAACACGAGGCCUGGGCAGCGGCGGCUACCGCCUGUGCCUGGGUUCGGGGGUGCUGAGCCUGCUGCGGAAGCCCAAGGGCACAGGCUCUGGGGACACCCAGGCUUCGCCGCCGCCGCCCGCCCUGCGCCUGUCCCUGCUCAGUGUGCGCCGCUGCGGCCACGCAGGCUCUUUCUUCUUCCUGGAGCUCGGCCGCUCGGCGCCCACGGGUCCCGGGGAGCUGUGGCUACAGGCGCCCGACGCCGAGGUGGCCCAAAGCAUUCACGAGACCGUACUGGCCGCCAUGAAGCGACUCGGGGAUGGCGGUGCCGGUGGCAGGGCUGAGCCACUGCCAAGGAAUCCCCCCGCAAGCGCUUACAGACCCUCCGCCUCCCAACCUUAUGCAACCCUGGCCUCGGCAGCCCAGUCAAGCGGCCAGAGCCAUUGCAGGGGCCUGGCGGAGAGAAGGGGGAAAGCAGGCCUCCGGAUGCGGGCGACCGCGGCCUCGCAGCCCGAGGGCUUGGAGCGGGGAGGGGGCUACGUAGCCAUGGGAGCCCGGAGCGACUACGAGCCCAUGGGGGGUGGCGAAGCAGGUGGCUACAUGGUGAUGGCACCCCCUCGCCUUGCGGCCUCUGCCCCCGCAGCUCCCCACUACCCGCUCCAAGGUUGCGGGGGCACCGAAUACGUGCCCAUGAGCCGCUUUCCGCCAGGGUCCUUGUCCUCGAGCUCCCUGCCCUGUUUCUAUAAGCUCGGGGCUGGGGAGCCUGGACCUUCCUUCCAAGGCCCCCGCCGCAGCAUCGGGGAACGUUGGGGACCAGCAGGGGCUCAUUCCUCCUUGCAGCCGCCCUCAGAGCUAGCAGGGGAGUACGUGUGCAUCAAGUACGUGGCCCCGGACUACUUAGGAAUGGGCACUGCCAUACAAGAACCCCCCAACGGCCACCUCAACUACGUGGACCUGGACCUGAUCCCUCCGCUGGAGGCUCGAGGCGACGCCCCCGGGGCCAGCAGGAACCGCCAGCACAGCUAUGCCUGCAUCGAGUUCCAGAACCUCAGAGAAGCUCCGAGUUCCUGCAGCAUCACUCCAGAGUCUCAGGUCAGCCUUGGCCCCUGACCCCGCCUCCAACGACUUGUCCCACAUGGACCUGCUCCUCCCCACCCCGCACCUGCAGGGCCUUGCCUUAUGUCUCCUCGCGGCCUAAGAACCAGUCCCCGGCCCCAGGGCGCCAGAGCAAGAAGGCUGAAGUACCAGGUAUCUUACCUCUACUGCUUCCCCAAAGUGCUGUGCCGCUCCCUUCCUCCCUAAUUUCCCUCUUCCAGUGCCAGCCAUGUGUUCACACAAUCCUCCCUUCUCUGGAGCCUGGUGGAGUUGAUGGACUUCUUGCUUCCAUAUACUUGUCUUCCAUAUACUGUACUGUGGACCCCCACCCCCACCCUAUGCCCUAUUAAAGUGGUCCUGCUUGG
Leptonychotes weddellii (Weddell seal) is the source of this 2529-nucleotide messenger RNA. RefSeq lists its product as uncharacterized. The record is from RefSeq and is a predicted model, not a curated record. NCBI's taxonomy places the organism in Eukaryota, Metazoa, Chordata, Mammalia, Carnivora, Phocidae. Gene Ontology annotation, biological process: insulin receptor signaling pathway. Gene Ontology annotation, cellular component: plasma membrane; cytosol. Gene Ontology annotation, molecular function: insulin receptor binding; phosphatidylinositol 3-kinase binding.